Molecule: messenger RNA, 1650 nt
Organism: Acanthosepion pharaonis
Lineage: Eukaryota; Metazoa; Mollusca; Cephalopoda; Sepiida; Sepiidae
Source: the annotation of a GenBank genome assembly
AUGGAUGAAUGUUAUAGCUUCUGUCUGUGUGUGAUUUGUCUCUCUCUCUCUCUCUUUUCUUCCAUUCUUUUUUUCUUUCUUUCUUUUUCUCUGCUCCCACCCUUUCUCUAUCUUUCUCUCCCUUUCUCUAUUUUUUCUCGCUCUUUUUUCACACUUUUCUCUCUCUUGUUCUUGCUCUUUUCUUUCUUUUCCUUGCUCUUUUUCUCUCUUUUACUCGUUCUUCUCUCUCUCUCUCUUUUUCUAGCUCUUUCUCUCUCCCUCUUUUCUUACUCAUUCUCUUUGCCUAGCUUUCUUUCUGUUUUCUUGUUCUCUCUCUUCUUUCUUUCUCUCUCUCUUUUCUCUCAUAUCUCUCUUUUUCUUUCUAUCUCUCUUUUCUCACUCUUUCUCUCUUUUCUCAUUCUUUCUCUCUAUCUCUCUUUUCUCACUCUUUCUCUCUAUCUCUCUUUUCUCACUCUUUCUCUCUAUCUCUCUUUUCUCUCUUCUCUAUGUCUCUCUUCUCUCUAUCUCUCUUUUCUCUCUUCUCUCUUUUCUCUUUUCUCUCUAUCUCUCUUUUCUCUCUAUCUCUCUUUUCUCUCUUUUCUCAUUCUUUCUCUCUAUCUCUCUUUUCUCACUCUUUCUCUCUAUCUCUCUUCUCUCUAUCUCUCUUUUCUCUCUUCUCUCUAUCUCUCUUUUCUCUCUUCUCUCUUCUCUAUGUCUCUCUCUUCUCUCUAUCUCUCUCUUCUCUCUAUCUUUCUCUUCUCUCUAUCUCUCUUUUCUCUCUAUCUCUCUUUUCUCACUCUUUCUCUCUAUCUCUCUUCUCUCUAUCUCUCUUCUCUAUGUCUCUCUUUUCUCUCUUCUCUAUGUCUCUCUUUUCUCUCUAUCUCUCUUUUCUCUCUAUCUCUCUUUUCUCAUUCUUUCUAUCUCUCUUUUCUCACUCUUUCUCUCUAUCUCUCUUUUCUCACUCUUUCUCUCUAUCUCUCUUUUCUCUCUUCUCUCUAUCUCUCUUUUCUCUCUUCUCUCUUCUCUAUGUCUCUCUCUUCUCUCUAUCUCUCUCUUCUCUCUAUCUCUCUUUUCUCUCUAUCUCUCUUUUCUCUCUUUCUCUCUAUCUCUCUUUCUCUCUUCUCUCUAUCUCUCUUUUCUCUCUUCUCUCUAUCUCUCUUUUCUCUCUUCUCUAUGUCUCUCUCUUCUCUCUAUCUUUCUCUUCUCUCUAUCUCUCUUUUCUCUCUAUCUCUCUUUUCUCUCUUUUCUCGCUAUCUCUCUUUUCUCACUAUCUCUCUUUUCUCGCUAUCUCUCUUUUCUCACUCUUUCUCGCUAUCUCUCUUUUCUCACUCUUUCUCGCUAUCUCUCUUUUCUGCCCUUUCUCUCUUUUUCUCUCUUUUCUUUCUCUUUCUCUCUUUCUCUCUCUCUCUUCUCUUGCACUUUUUUCUUGCUCUUUAUCUUUCUCUCUCUUUCUCUUUCUCUUUGUGUCUAGCUUUCUUUCUCUCUCUUUCUCUCUUACUCUUUGUGUCUACCUUUCUUUCUCUUUCUCUUUGUGUCUCACUUUCUGGCUAUUCUAUUCUCUCUAUAUAUUUCUUCUUUCUUUCUCACUUUCUUCCUUUCUUUCUUUCCUUGUUUCUUUCUUUCUUUCUCACUUCCUUCCUUCCUUUCUUUCUUUCUUUCUUCUCAUGUUGA